Messenger RNA from Baudoinia panamericana UAMH 10762, 1435 nucleotides. RefSeq lists its product as uncharacterized. Bases 162 to 1316 code for a protein of 384 amino acids. Gene Ontology annotation, biological process: chromatin organization. The transcript is spliced from 4 exons. Gene Ontology annotation, cellular component: nucleus. The record is from RefSeq and is a predicted model, not a curated record. Lineage: Eukaryota; Fungi; Ascomycota; Dothideomycetes; Mycosphaerellales; Teratosphaeriaceae.
AGGGUCUGAGGGGUGUGAGUCCGCCAUUGUUGUGGUUGGGAGGGAGUACUGUGCGACAAGCGGGUGUAGUGAGACGGAUGGAUGAUGUAUUAGACGGAUGAGGUAGGCACGAAAGUUGGAGAAGUGAAUUUGUUCGUUACUCUCUUCCAAGCAACACAGCCAUGGCCGACACGAGUACACCCUCAAAACCCUCCUCCGGCUCAGCAACCCCGGACACACGCUUCACCUCGCAAGUGCACACGACCGAAGACCUGCUGAAAGAGCAGACAUACGGCCUCGUCCAUUUAUCCGACUUCCGCAAGCGACGCGCCGAAGCACUCGAGGCGAGUCUUGAGGGCUCACCAGCACCCUCAAGUGGCGCAGCGACGCCCGAUGGACGCGAGCCGGCGACCAAAGCGGGGAUUAAGAAGAGGAAGAAGGGUGUGAAGAGGGGAGGACUGUCAUUUGGCAAUGACGAAGAACACGACGACACCGGUAUGGAUGGCAACAACGGCGAGCGCAAGUCAGCCACACCAGCUCAGACCGACUCAGACGACACCACCACCACCACCACCACCACCACCACCGCCACAGUGAAGAAAGGUCUCAAACCCAACUCCUCCCUCGCCCACCAGCCCAAAGCCCUCACCAAAUCCACCGUCCUCCGCGAAAACGCACUGAAAGACCAGCUCCGCCGGCAAUACACCGCCCUGCAAGAAGCCGUCAAGCAAACCGACUUCAUCCUCCCCUUCACCUUCUUCAACGGCAAGAGCGCCCCGGGUGGGAUCUGUCGGAUGAAGAAAGGCGAUCAGAUUUGGCUGUUUUUGGAAAGAGCGAGGAAAGUGGGUGCGGAGACGCGGAAGGACUGGGCGAGGAUUGGGGUGGAUGAUUUGAUGGUUGUGCGGAAUGAUUUGAUUGUGCCGCACCAUUACGACUUCCACUACUUCAUCCUCAACCGCUCGGUCGGGUACAAACAGAAGCCCAUCUUCGCUUACUCCGCUGAGCCUACGGCUGCGACACCUGCGCAUCUUCUCCCGACUACAUCCACACCCAAUAUAGAACCAACCAACACCGACCCAACCUCAUCAAACCUCCUCUCCACAGCCUCUUCCCGCAAAGCCGCCGCCGCCGCCGCUCCACGCGUCAUCCCGGACUCGGAACUCGAAGGCUUCACCGACGAUCCGGCCACCACCAAAGUCGUCGAUCGUCGCUGGUACGAGCGCAACAAGCACAUCUACCCCGCCAGCAUGUGGGAGGAGUUUGAUCCCGGGAGGGAUUACUCCAAAGCGGGGAGGAAAGAUGCGGAGGGGAAUGCGAUGUUCUUUGGCCGGAGUUGACGUCCGUCAUCUCUUCUCUCUCUUCCUUUUCGCAUCCUCCCAGCGAAGCAAAGGCGAGUAGCGGGUAUCCACAUAUCCUCGAAUCAAGUGUUCGACUUCCAGCACACCCCCUACAUUUU